This is a messenger RNA of Beta vulgaris subsp. vulgaris (sugar beet), 3200 nucleotides long. RefSeq names its product chromatin assembly factor 1 subunit FAS1. NCBI's taxonomy places the organism in Eukaryota, Viridiplantae, Streptophyta, Magnoliopsida, Caryophyllales, Amaranthaceae. The record is from RefSeq and is a predicted model, not a curated record. Gene Ontology annotation, cellular component: CAF-1 complex; nucleus. The coding region runs from base 489 to 2960 and encodes 823 amino acids. The transcript is spliced from 12 exons. Gene Ontology annotation, biological process: nucleosome assembly.
CUACAUGAAAUGAAAUUUAUAAUAAGAAAGUAAUGUAAAAAAGAGAGGGAAAUUUUGGAGAAAGAAGUGUAGGGGGAAGAAAAUACAUUGGAGCGAAAUUUGAGAAAUGCGCCAAAUGUCUUUGGAGCAAAAGAAAAAUGGCGGGAAGUUAGUGGAGGCAAUUUAUAUUUAUAAUUUUUCUCUCUCAAAAAACCCCCCAAAAACCUUUUUUCUACAGAGAAUGAAGACAGAGAAACACAUAAAGUAGAGAGAGAUUGUUGUUCGAGGGUUUCUCAUUUUCAUCUUAACUUUCUCUCUCCUCUAAUUCACUCAUUUCUAGAAUUUUUCUGCUUAAAUCAUUUUCAAUUUCACAGUUUUUACAUCCAAAUCUGCAUUUCUUCGGUGGAAAUUUCUCCAUUUUUGUGCAGAAUUUGUGUUUUUUUUGGUAAACCCUAGAUUUGGAGCUUUUUCGGAUUCCGAUUUCGAUUUUCUAGGGUUUCUGAGUAGAAAUGGCGGAUGCGAUGGUAAUCGAUGAGGUUCCGAAGCAGCGGACAUUGAAGCGGAAGAGAGAGAAAGUGAAGUUUCAAGUUUUGAGUCCCGAGGAGAGAGAAUCGAGGUUGAAAACCCUAAAUGAAGAGCUUGAGAGCUUGUAUAGGUAUUUCAAUGAAGUUAUGAGCAUUGAUGUAGGUUUAGAGUUGCAUUUUGACAGUGUUUCGUCGAGUAAUAGCUUGAAUGCGAUGAUUGCGCUGUUAUUGGAGGAGAAGAAGUGUUCUUACUCUAAAUUGGUGGGAGAUAUUUACGAGAAAUUGAAGGAGAGAGAAAAUGAGGUUACGAUUGCGAAUGUUAAGAGUAGUGUGCUGAAUGUUGGACAGAGAGUUGCGUAUGGAGUUCCUAGUGCUGAUGCUGAUGUUUUAGAAGAUGAGAUUGGAUCUUGUCUUUGGUGUUGGGAGACAAGGGACAUGAAAUACUUGCCAAGUACUCUGCGUGGGGCAUUGAAAGUUCGUCGUACUUGUCGUAAAAAGAUCAAUGAGAGGAUCACUGCCAUCUUAGAUGUAAUAUCUUCUCUGCAAAAACCUGAGGAUCAUCCAACCUACAAAACUGAUAUGACAAAAGCAGCAGAAAAGCUCACUAAAGUUUUAGCAGAAGCAGAUAUUCAGUUGCUCAUGCAGACCUUGAAUCAGAAAAACGAUUCUGAACUGGCUGAGAAAGAGUUGAAAAAGAAAGGAACAACUCUUAUUAAGGAGUUUGAGAAAAAUAAACGUGAAGUAGAGAAGGAGAAGAAAAAGAUAGAUCGUGAGCUUCAGAAAGAAAAGCUGCAUAGUGAGAAGGAGAAGAAGCGCUUGCAACAAGAGGCUGAGAGAGAUGAAAAGCGUCGCGAAAAAGAAGAAUCUGAAAUGAGGAAACAGCUUAAGAGGAAGCAAGAGGAAGCUGAGAGGGAGCAACGUCGAAAAGAGAAGGAAGAAGCUGAACUUAAGAAGCAACUCGCCAUUCAAAAGCAAGCUUCAAUUAUGGAACGCUUCCUAAAAAAAAGCAGGACUGCUGUAACAUCUCAGAGUGAAGAAUCUCCAAAAGCUGCUACUUUCAAAUCAUUACCAAGUGGAAGUACUCUUGAACCAGUCUCUCUUCAGAUGGAUACCGCUCUGCAACAUCAGGAAGAGAUUGAUGUGGACGAGAUUCGCAAGUCUCAUAUGAGUUCUUGGUGCCGCUUAGGCCACUCUAUUCGGUCAAACUCUAAGCAACGUUGGGGUUUACGUCAUAAACCAAAGGCCGAGCUAAUCAAGGAGCUAAAGCUCACUUCUAAUAAGGGACCAGCUCGUGAUGAUGACUUGUGGAUAGAAGAUAGCGUUGUAGAUGGAUGGGGACCAUCGAGUACUGAUGACAAAUCGUGCCAUGCCAAUACAAGUACUUCAUCUGGUAGCAGCAACAACUUGCGAAGAAAGCAACUCCUACAGUUUGCUAAAAGCUGUAGGCCUGCAUUCUAUGGCAUUUGGCCAAAGAAAAGUCGUGUCAUUGGACCACGUCAUCCAUAUAACAAGGAUCCCGAUUUGGAUUAUGAUAUUGAUAGUGAUGAAGAGUGGGAGGAGGAGGAUCCUGGUGAAAGCAUUUCAGAUUCUGAGAAGGAAGAGGAAGAAACUUUGGAUGAUGGUUUUUUGAAAGUCGAUGAUGAUGAUGAAGAGAGUGAGGAUGACUUUUUUGUACCAGAUGGCUAUUUCUCAGAAAAUGAGGGAGUGGAAAUUGAUAGAAGUCAAAGUAAGGAGGAUGAUACCCAUAUUCCACUUGAUUGCAAGUCAGAAGCUCUAGAUGAAGAAAAUUCUGCCUGGAUGCGACAACAGAAGUAUUUGCACAAUAUGACUGAGCAUGCUCUGAGAAAGAAUCAGCCUCUUAUCAUUGUAAAUAUGAUGCAUGAUAAAGCUCACUUGUUAUCAGCUGCAGAUCUUUCUGGCAGUCUGAAGGUUGAGCAAAUGUGCUUGCAAGCUCUUAGUAUGCGUGUUUUUCCUGGUGGGUUGUGUAUAGAGGUACCAUCUGAUAAAAAUUUGCAAGAAGAGAAUCAAGAAGCUUGCACCUCAAAUAGCAAGGGCACCUCAGUAGCAACAGGGGUGGCUACAACAAUACCAGAUUCUGACCUUCCUAAAAUCGUAUCGGUCAUUCAAUCCUGCCCACAGGGUAUCAACAGGGUGUUGGAUUCCUUGCAGCAGAGUUUUCCUGAUACUCCUAAGACUCACCUGAGAAAUAAAAUCCGUGAGAUAUCAGAAUUUGUUGAUAAUCGUUGGAAGGUCAAAAAAGAGAUCUUGGUUAAGCUGGGAAUGUCAAGUUCACCAGAGAAUGGAAAGAGAACUAAAAGCAUCGCCACAUUUUUCUCGAAAAGGUGCUUGCCUCCUGCUGAUCACGUUGUUAAUCCCUGUGAGUCCUCUCCUGAGUCCAUGAAGCCUGGUUCAUCUAGCCAACAGCAGCCGCAGCUGGAAUGCCCAGAAAACCGGUAGUCUCUUUGCCUGGAGCCUGGUGGAUUUUCUUCUAUGCUUCAGGUUCAAUUUUUGCCUCUGAAAUAUUGAGGCUUUGUAUCUACAAUUCUAUGUCGAUGUAGAUUAGAAUGGUUCAUUUUGUUGCUUAUAAGAAAUUUCCUUUUUUUUUUUUGAGAACUUAAGAUCCUUGUAUCCUUUUCCCAAUCCCAGUAGCACAACUACUAUGAAAUUAUGCAAAUAUCAGAAAGUAGUUGUAAACAA